Messenger RNA from Dendroctonus ponderosae (mountain pine beetle), 2985 nucleotides. RefSeq names its product sarcosine dehydrogenase, mitochondrial. The record is from RefSeq and is a predicted model, not a curated record. The transcript is spliced from 14 exons. Lineage: Eukaryota; Metazoa; Arthropoda; Insecta; Coleoptera; Curculionidae. The coding region runs from base 138 to 2828 and encodes 896 amino acids. Gene Ontology annotation, cellular component: mitochondrial matrix; mitochondrion; cytoplasm. Gene Ontology annotation, molecular function: protein binding; sarcosine dehydrogenase activity.
GGGUCAAUCCAGGCGCAAUAUGCAUGAUAGUCUCAAGCUGGGUACACUGAUCAAAGUUAAUCUAAUUAAGACAUAUUUGUUAUGAAUCGAAUACAUUCUCAAAACGGUUUGCAAACGCGAUUAUUCGAACUUUAAACAUGUUUAAAGUGGGCAAAUCGUUUAGAAGCAAAUCGGACGUUUCAUUACUGUUUUCUGGUGGAAAUUUUAGAAAGUCCCAUAGCGGGGAAGUUGGUUUGCCCAGGCAAGCGGAUGUGGUGAUUGUUGGUGGAGGCAUUGCAGGAUGUAGUGCGUUUUACCAGUUGACCAAACGAGGUGUUAAGCCCGUUCUGAUUGAGCAUAAUAAGUUAACAAAUGGCACUACAUGGCAUACAGGAGGAUUGGUGUGGAGCUUGAGGCCCAACGACACAGACAUCCAACUACUUUACAGAACCAAAGAAAUUUUGAAAAAUUUGGAACAAGAAACUGGUGUUGAUCCAGGUUUUAUCAACAAUGGUGGAAUAUUUAUUGCCAGAACUUUAGAUAGAAUGGAAGAAUUUAAAAGGCUCCACACCUUAGGCCACUACUUCAACGUGCACAGUCAGCUAAUCACUCCUAAGGAGGCCGCAAAAUUAAGUCCAAUUUUGGAUCCAAACGCAUUUUAUGGGGCUGUUUAUUCUCCAACUGAUGGGCACGCAGACCCCACUUCCUAUUGUAGUGCUCUUAUUAAAGGGGGUAUUGCAAACGGUGGGCAGGUCUUCGAGCAUACCACCCUGACGAAAAUCCACUUCGAAGAGAGCACUCAAGGGUUGAAAAAGAUUAUUGGGAUUGAAACAAACAAAGGUAGCAUUAAAACCAACACGGUUGUUAAUGCGGCUGGAGUAUGGGGCAGAAAUGUGUCUAACAUGGUAGACAUUGAAAUACCAAUAACUCCAAUGAAACACAGCUACGUAGUAACGAACACAAUCGAGGGCGCUCGAGAUUCGCCAUCCAUCAGAUGCCACGAUAGUUCUUUGUAUUUUAGACCCCAAGGAGACUCAAUUCUCUUUGGCGGAUAUGAAGGCAACCCAGACAUCCUAAAGCAAGUCCCGGAGGAUUUCAGUUUUAAACUCUUCGAAAUGGACAAGAGCAUCUUUGAGGUGCACUGGAAACGCGCUGUCGAAUUAUGUCCCUCUUUUGAACAGGCGGGGAUCAAAGCCGACGUGUGCGGGCCGGAAUCAUUUACUCCAGAUCAUAAACCAUUAGUUGGAGAGGAUCCAAUUGUUGUUGGUUUGUACUACAGCCUCGGAUACAAUUCGAUGGGGAUGAUGUUCAGUGGAGGAGUAUCAGAACAAUUGUCUUACUGGAUCACACAAGGACGCCCCGACAUGGAUAUGCACGAUUUUGAUAUCCGCCGAUUUUCUCAACGACAGAAACCAGAUAGAGCGUGGGUGACCGAGACAUGUCACGAAAGUUACGCCAAAACUUACAGCAUCGUGUACCCACACGACCAACGAUUGUCCGGCAGAAAUCUGAGGAUCGAUCCUUUCCAUGAGCAUUUGGUGGCCAGUGGAGCAGUAAUGGAAGAGGCUCUCGGCUGGGAGAGACCGGCUUAUUUCAUUCAAGAAGACAGAACAGCCCCAGUUAGAGGGUAUGACUGGUAUGGCAACUACGAUCACGUGAGACAUACUGAUCAGCGAUAUAUGAAGGAAUUGGAAAAGGACCUAACGUUCGGAUUCUCCAAAAAUUUUGAUUUGAUCAAAAGCGAAGCUUUAGCGACCAGGACAAACGUGGGGCUGUUUAACCUAUCGUGCUAUACGAAAAUGUACUUAACAGGCCCGGAUGCCGAAGAGGCCGCAGAUUGGUUAUUCACUAAUCAUUUGAGCCAAGAUCCAGGCCGGGUUUCAUACACCCUUUCACUAAAUUCUAAAGGUGGAAUCGAGUCAGAUGUUACGGUGACCACUUUGGAAGAGGGAGGAGGCACUCUUGUAGGCCCAAUAUUAAAGGGUAAAGGAUACUACAUAGUGGCUGGAGGACCAUCUGGCUACCAAACCAAAAGCCAUUUGAGAAAGCAGCUCUUCAAGAAAAACUUCAAGUCGCGCAUAUCCGAAAUCACUGACCGACUGGGAAUUCUGUCAAUUCAGGGCCCGAAAAGCCGAGAACUACUUCAAUCGGUCACCGAAUCUCCCAUUACCGAUGAGAAGUUUCCACUAGGCAUGUCUCACAUUAUAAAAAUUAACGGCAAGAGCUGCAGGGCAAUGCGGCUCAGCUAUGUGGGAGAAAUGGGUUUUGAAAUUCAUAUCCCAUACGCCCACUGCGUAUCCGUUUACAAUAAAAUCGUAAACGCGGGCCGAGGGUUCGAUUUGACUCUGGCAGGGUUCAGGGCAAUGGACUCACUGAGCAUGGAAAAAGGUUACCAUCUACUAAAUACUGAUCUGCGAAUUGAUGAUAAUCCAGUGGAAGCAGGUCUGGAGCGAUUUUGUCGAAAGGACGGCCAAUACCAGGGAAAAUCCAUCGUAGAAAAGGUGAAGCAGGAAGGGGCAAAAAAGAAAAGAUGCUUCUUUACACUUCAAGAUAAUGUGGCCCUAUACGGGCUGGAAACUAUUUGGAGAGACGACGCAAUUGUUGGCUAUCUGCGAAGAGGAGCCUACGGGUUCGCUUUAGAUUCUUCGAUCGGUUUGGGAUAUGUUCGCCAUCCAAAGGGAAAGUCGGUUGAUAGCGAAUUUCUGAAAACCGGCGAAUACCAUAUUGAAAUCAGGGACAAAAAGUACCCAGCUACAUUGUACCUAAACAGUCCAUUCGAUCCAAAGAACCAACGACUACUUGGACGAUACGAAAAUCAGUUUGAAGAGCAAUCGCACUUUGAAGACUGAAAAGUUCAAAGUGCGCCGUUGCUCGUUCACAUUUCAGCCCAUGUAAUCCCAUAUGACAGACCGUCCAACAGGGGAAUAAAUGUUUUAGUGGCACAUGGUUUCAUUACAAGACACUUUUUAGCAUUUUGGAAUAAAUAUGUUCUUUACAAAAUCAAAA